Messenger RNA from Aspergillus campestris IBT 28561, 2098 nucleotides. RefSeq lists its product as uncharacterized. Bases 50 to 2098 code for a protein of 682 amino acids. The record is from RefSeq and is a predicted model, not a curated record. The transcript is spliced from 3 exons. Lineage: Eukaryota; Fungi; Ascomycota; Eurotiomycetes; Eurotiales; Aspergillaceae.
GACGCUCUCGUCUUUCCUGUCACACCACAAUCGCGUGCUGAUAUUCAACAUGGCUGACGAAGAAGAGCGCGUCAAGGCUGAGAAGCUGGCCGCCGCCAAAAAACGGGUAGCGCAGCUUCAGAAGAAGAAGAAGGGCGGGAAGAAAGCUGGAGCUGCUUCUACCAGCGAAGCUCCGAAAGAAGCAGCCGAAUCUACCGACCAGACCACCCCCGCUACGGAAGUCUCCACGCCUGCGGAGGAGGACAAGGACAAAGCGGAUAGCAAGGCGGACGAGGCUGCGCCCAGCUCCGAUCCCGCACCUCAAGAUGACAGCCAACAAUCACAGCCCGCGCCGCAGGCGGAGGAAUCUCCUGUUGAACCGAUGCCCGAUGCUCCGACCGACGUGCCGACCUCCCCCUCUCCCGGCGCCGACCCCCAGCCCGCCUCCAAGUUAGAAGCUCCGUCGGGAGGCGCCCACGGCCGCCAGCCGUCACUGUCGAUCCAGUCGAAGAUGCGGUCGUCGUCGUUCCGGAAGAAUUCGGUGUCGCAGGGUAGCAACAAUAACAACUUGGCGCAGUCGCCGUCGACGACGAUUAAGUCGCCCUCGCUGCCGCCGCUGUCUGCGGACGGGGACUCGGUGCACGAGGUGUAUAAGAAGCAAGCGUCGCGUAUCGAAGAUCUUGAGAAGGAUAAUAAGCGGUUAGAGAAGGAAUUGGAGGAAGCGUCGGGGCGGUGGCGCAAGACGGAGGAACAGCUUGAGGAUCUGCGCGAGGCUAGCGUGGAUGUCGCGGAGCUGAAGGAUAAGCUGGCGAAGGCGGAACAGAAGGCUGGAGAUGUAGAGGAGCUGAAAGCAGAGAUCGCGUCCCUUCAACGACAGAACUCCCACUUGCAGACCCGAACACACCGGAACAACGCGAGCGUGUCGUCCCCUGCGGCUUCCGAGUCGCCCCCGGCGGAGCUGACACAGCAGCUGGAGUCGAAGUCGGCCACCAUCGAGGCUAUGGAGCUGGAGAUCUCGAACCUGCGCGCACAGCUGAGCUCUAGCAGCGCCCACGAGAGCCAGAUCGCCGCGCUGGAGGAGAAACUGUCGGCCAGCGAGGCAGCGCUAGAGCGAUCACAACGCGAGCUAUCCGAUACCAAGGCUGCGUUGACGCGGGCGUCCGAAAAAGCCGUCAAAGAAGGCGUCGACAAGACAUCGACAGAGACGCUCAUCAAGAGCCUCCAGCGCGAAGUCGAAGAACUAAAGAACGACAAGACCGAGUCCGAGAAGAAGCUCGACACGCUCGAAAAGAAACAACAAGCAAUGACCAACCUACACAAGGAGACGGAGGCUCGCCACCAAGCGCGCCUGCGCGAAAGCGAAAAGACCGAAAAGGAGGCCGCCAUGCAGCGCAAGCGGCUCGCCAGCGUCGAAAACGACAACCUCCGCCUCAAAGACGAGCUCGAGACCCUACGGAAGCGACACUCAGGAGCCUCCGGUGGCGGGGGCGCCGACGACGACGCCAUCGACGAGCUCGAAGACGAAGAGCGCUCCCGCCUCCACCGCCGCAUCCGCAGCCUCGAAGGCGAAGUCUUCGACCUCCGCCGCGGCGUCUGGCAAGAGAAACGCGAGGAACUGGCCGCCGCAGGCGGCGAGUACCCAGCGGAAGGCGCCCCCGACUAUUCAGCAUCAUCCUCCAACGCCAACGCCAACGCCUUCGACGACGUCGACCUCAUCGGCGGCAGCGGCGCCGAACACGCCCGCCGGCGCAGCAUGGCCCAACAACAACGACACUCCUCCUUCUCCACCGUCCUCUCCAGCGGCCUCGCCGCCUUCACCGGCAGCAGCGGCGGGCCCACCAACCGCACCCGCACCCCCUCCCACCCACAACAACAUCACGGCCACGGCCACGCCCCAGGCAGCCUCGAGCUCCUAUCCGAAGAGAACUUCGACGACGAGUUCGACGAGGACGAGUUUGCGCGCGCGCAGGCCGAAGAAGAGGGCCGGAAGCGCGUGGCGUGGGUGCGCGAGAUUAAGACCAAGCUGCGCGAUUGGCAGGGGUGGAGGCUGGAUUUGGUGGAUAGUAGGGCAGGGGCUGAGGGGGCGGGGGUGGGCAUGGGGGAGAUGUUUGAGGUUUAA